AUGUCUUUUGAAGUAACCAAAGAUCCUUCGAAUUAUCUUCAAAUUCGUGAAAAGGAAUUCGAAUUAUUCACACCCGAAAUAAAGGUGCAAUUUCCACCAAAAUUCGCACCAUUCGAAGCUAUCGUGAUAAAAGACGGAAAAUUUCCAUCCAAGCGGCCAAACAGUUUUAUUAUAUAUCGUCGCGCCUUCCAAAAACAGUGUCGAGAAGAUGGUUAUUUUUAUAAAUUAAGUGUUGUUUCGAUGAUGGCCGCUGCUGCCUGGAAAAGAGAACCCGAUUAUGUGAAAAAAGUGUAUAGAGAUAUUGCUGAAAAAGCUAGUUAUGAAUUAGAUGAGAUGCGUGCGAAGGAAUUGCAAAAACGAUUAUCAGAUAACGAUAAGUGUAAUACUCAAUUUGUCAUUAAUGAGCAAAUUGAUCGUGAUCAAAUUACAGGAUCAUCAUCAACCACUGCUCAUUCUCAAAAUGACAAUAACGAUAAUAGUCAACAAAACCAGGAUUAUCCCAGAAUCUUAUCAAAUAAAGACACUUUUCAAUCUUUUUCAUAUUCUCAAUUUCUAACUCAAGAUCAAAUCCACUUUUCUGAAAUAAAUUAUUCUCCAAAAAUUACAUAUAAUAUGCCGUUGAAUAAUUCUCUUCCUUCUCCCAUUUCAUCAGAAAUUGAUGAAUGUCUUCCAAUCGAUGAUAUUCAUUCCCACCUUUCUGAAAUAAAUUAUUCUCCAAAAAUUACAUAUAAUAUGCCGUUUAAUAAUUCUCUUCCUUCUCCCAUUUCAUCAGAAAUUGAUGAAUGUCUUCCAAUCGAUGAUAUUCAUUCAAAUAGCCAUUUUUCUUCUAAUGUAAGUAAUUAUUUACAUUUAGCAGAGAACUGUUUACAAAGCGAGAAUAAUAACAAUUCAUCGUCUACGGAAAUUCUCCAAUUUGAAGAAAUCAAUCGAUUAAGUGGCUAUCUGCACUCAAAUGAAAUAGAAAUAACAAUGAAGAGAAAUUGUGAUGAAACAAUCACAGAUCUUCUGAAUCACGAGGAAUUUAAUUAUAUCCAGCCAUUUGAUUUAUUUGUUUUAAAUCAUAAUAAUUUUCAUGACGAAUGCGAUUUAUAA
This is a messenger RNA of Ambispora gerdemannii, 1092 nucleotides long. The record is from the annotation of a GenBank genome assembly. NCBI's taxonomy places the organism in Eukaryota, Fungi, Glomeromycota, Glomeromycetes, Archaeosporales, Ambisporaceae.